This is a messenger RNA of Amorphotheca resinae ATCC 22711, 1827 nucleotides long. RefSeq lists its product as hypothetical. The transcript has a single exon. The record is from RefSeq and is a predicted model, not a curated record. NCBI's taxonomy places the organism in Eukaryota, Fungi, Ascomycota, Leotiomycetes, Helotiales, Amorphothecaceae. Bases 1 to 1827 code for a protein of 608 amino acids.
AUGGCCUUCACGAUGUCAGGUGCUAGGAACCAACUUAGCGGUGUAGAUCACCCAGCUCCACAGCCUCCACUGGGGAACCCAAAGACUAUAAGGCGCAUUCAAGGGUCCAACUCGCUGUCAGUCACAGUGUCUAGGUCCAAAGAUGUGGCGAUCUCGCAGGCGAGAUCCAAACUUCCACCCAUCCAGAUGAAUCACCAAUAUCCUGUUCUCGAAUCUGGAGCUCUGCCGCCGAAGUUAGGCAAGCAACAGACCCCAGAAAUUCGAGCAAGCCAAAGAAAGAAACCCAGGGAGGUACGUCAUCUAUCAUGGAACAUAUUUGCUUGGAGUUGUUUAAGAGGCAAGGCGACGUCGAGAAGCACCUCGAAGGGCUUGGUCAUUUCUGAGCCUUCAAAUCCGGUUCACUUGACCCCUAAUCACGGGAACGGUUCGCCAAAAGCGCUUGAACGACUGCCCCAUCUCUCCCAAGAGACUGAUCGACAAAGCACGUUUUUGAAAAAUCGCGAUGGAGAGGACCCCGCAAUUCGGGAUGCACCACUUCAACCCAGGAGCCAUCCUCCCGGUUUAGAGGUCAUCCUGACACCUGAUUCAGAGCUCACUGAACCACACUUUAACUCCAACCAGCCCCCUACUCCUCCGCCACUGGCUCCCGAUAUCAGAAACUCGAGAUCAAGAAAUCUCACAGUAAGUGAUAGCUGGCAUAACGCAUACAUUAUCGAACACAAAAAGGUCUGCAGGCUUGAAAGAAGGCUAACCGACCUUCAACGGGAAGGGGAAAGAGCUGAUCAUAUCGAGAAUAAAGACGAGACAGAAACUGUAGUUCGGCUCCAGAACGCAGAGGAAAAGUUGAAAAUGCAAGAGCUGAAGUUUAAGGAGGCAAUUGAGGCUUUGCAAUCAGCUUGUCGGGAAAAGAGUGAUGAAGUUAUCGCUUAUAGGGCUGAAGCUAGUCAGCAGCGAAAGUAUGCAGAUCAUUGGAGAUUGCUAUAUGAGAAUCAAGUAACAAAAAUUGAUUCAAUUCAAAAGCAGCUGCAGCAACAAAAUCACGAGCAUCCGCUGGCGGAUCAAGUUUCAGAUGCGAGGCCACUGAAUAGAGAGCACCCCUUAGAAGAGACUCCCAGCAGUCCAGAGAGCGCACAAUGUGCACGCGUUGACAGUCGGGAAUUAACAGUUCUAUCAGGUGCUCCGAUGGAACUUGACGAGAUAAGCAUACCAUCAACUUCGGCAAGAGAAGUCCCAAGACUCACCACCCCUAGUGUGGUCUGCGAGCUUUCCGCCUCCUCGCCGCAUGACAUCCUACAGUCCAACGGCCCUGUAUCACAAAAUGACGAAGAGGCCCCAGUCGCCCAGGAAGUGCCAGUCAUCCCAGACGAGGAAAAUAUCAACCCGGCCUCAGCGGUGGUAGAAGGGAUGACAGAUUCCGAGCAAGAGAUCCAUGAAAUCCCAUACGAGCUCCCAGAACUAUUUGCGCUACGCGCCAGCUUCGGCGACAUAUUCUCUGUUUCUGAAAGACAACAACCACACCAACAAAGCGAGAGCGAAGAGGAAGAAGAAGCCCCAUCAUCCCCAGCUCCGUCGCAAUUCUCAAAUCCCCAAUCCUCCUCUUCCGCACCCGAAGAGGAAGUCAACGAAGCGCCUUCCACCAGAACUAGACAAGUGAUCUACCGCUUCGGAAGCCCAAGAAUAGAACCUGCACCCCCUGUGUUUCGCGUCCGUCUCUCGAAUCGCGCUCGGGGCUCCCUAACUACAGAAGCGAUUCUUAGGAUGGAUGGCUGGGAGUGGGAUAGUGUUCCGGAAUUGGAAUUGAGGGAUCCUAGAGAUGGGGGAAAUUGA